Messenger RNA from Oncorhynchus nerka (sockeye salmon), 3293 nucleotides. Its product is annotated as general transcription factor II-I repeat domain-containing protein 2-like. The record is from RefSeq and is a predicted model, not a curated record. Lineage: Eukaryota; Metazoa; Chordata; Actinopteri; Salmoniformes; Salmonidae. The transcript has 2 exons. Bases 1626 to 2633 code for a protein of 335 amino acids.
AGCAAACCCUACUUCCCUCCUCUCUAGGACCCUUAGAAAGUAGAGUCCCCAUUUGUCAUAUGUCCCCUACUCUCAGGAAAGUAUGUGUGUGUUAGUUUGUAUGUAUGUUGUUAGGUCCUGUGGUUGUAUGUAUGUUGUUAGGCCCUGUGGUUGUAUGUAUGUUGUUAGGUCCUGUGGUUGUAUGUGUGUUGUUAGGCCCUGUGGUUGUAUGUAUGUUGUUAGGUCCUGUGGUUGUAUGUGUGUUGUUAGGUCCUGUGGUUGUAUGUGUGUUGUUAGGUCCUGUGGUUGUAUGUAUGUUGUUAGGUCCUGUGGUUGUAUGUGUGUUGUUAGGUCCUGUGGUUGUAUGUGUGUUGUUAGGUCCUGUGGUUGUAUGUAUGUUGUUAGGUCCUGUGGUUGUAUGUAUGUCGUUAGGUCCUGUGGUUGUAUGUGUGUUGUUAGGUCCUGUGGUUGUAUGUGUGUUGUUAGGUCCUGUGGUUGUAUGUGUGUUGUUAGGUCCUGUGGUUGUAUGUAUGUUGUUAGGUCCUGUGGUUGUAUGUGUUAGUAUGUUGUUUGUGUGUCUUAUACCCUGUUACAGAUCUAGUUCAUCUCCCAGUUCUCCAGUAAGUCUUGUUCUCCUAACACAUGACCGUUCAGCGUGUUGAUUGAUUGUGCUGCUCUUUAUCCUGUGCUGCGUCCCAAAUGACACCAUAUUCCCUGCAUAGUACACUACUUUUGACCAAAGCCCAAAAAUCUUGGUCAAAAGUAGUGUGCUAUAGGGAACAGGGUGCCAGUAGGCUGCCAUUCGGGACGAAACCCCUGAUCCAGUUAUUCUCAGUGGGAACCUGUAGCGCUCAGCUCCCUCAGAACAGAUUAGAUGGAUGGAUGGAUGGAUGGAUUGAUGAGGGAGCAGUCAGGCCAGGGACAGACUGAGAAAUGCACGUUGUGUGGAUUAUCAAUCAGAUUGAGCAAGCAGCACCAACACACUCCAAACCAGUAGACCUGGGAGUAAUGUUUCAGUGACAUGAAAUACCUCCCAAAUGGACCCCUAUGCCCUAUGCUGCACUACUUUAGACCAGAGCCCAAUGACACAGCCACGGUAUUGUCUAGAGCAGUGGUCACCAAACUACGGCCCGCGGGCCGGAUACGGCCCGUCAGCACAUUUGGCCCGGCCCUCUGAACAAUACUAGAGACGCUAUCAAAUUUUUUUCCUAUUUGGCCUCCAGAAAAAAAAUCCUAGGCCCGGCCCUGUCAAAGAGAGAACGGAAUAAUGGCGAAAAGGUUAGGUAAGAGAAAAAUUGAUUCAGAAUGGAGCGUAUUUAACCUGCAGUGGACAAACAAUUUUUUUUUUUGUUCAAUGCAAAGAAAAGGCUGUUUGUCUCAUCUGUCAAGAGACGGUGGCGGUAUUCAAAGAAUACAAUCUUCGCCGACACUAUGAAUCCCGUCACAAAGACAAGUACGAUAGCUUGCAAGGCCAAAUACGAGCAGACAAACUCUCAAAGCUAAAAAGUGGACUACUAUCUCAGCAGAAUACAUUUGUACGCCAAGCUCAGCUGAACCAGGCAUCCGUUCGGGCCAGCUUUCGGGUUGCUAAACUGAUAGCAAGAAGCGGUAAGCCUUUCACUGACGGAGAGUUUGUUAAGAAAUGUAUGGAUGCUGUCGCGGAGGAGGUGUGUCCCGAGAAGAAAGAUGCAUUUAAUGCCGUAAGUCUGUCGGCGAGUACAAUCACCAGACGCGUUGAAGAAAUCGGGAGUAAUGCAUAUGCCCAGCUGCAGCAGAAGACGAAAGAAUUUGACUUUUUUUCAUUAGCACUGGAUGAGAGCACGGACGUGCAAGACACAGCGCAACUGCUCAUUUUUAUUCGUGGAGUUAGCGCAAACUUUGAGAUAUGCGAGGAGCUGGCAGCCCUCCAAAGUCUCAAAUGGACUACAACGGGAGAGGAUAUUUUUGACAAAGUGUGCCAAACCAUGGAGAAGUUGGACCUGGACUGGUCAAAGCUAGCUAGCAUCACGACUGACGGGGCUCCUAGCAUGGUGGGCGAAACUCGCGGUCUAAUAGGACGCAUGAACCGGGAGUUGGAAAAAAGGGGUCUCACCGCCCCGCUACGAGUCCACUGCCUAAUUCACCAGCAAGCACUGUGCUGCAAAGUGUUGAAGUGGGAUUCUGUAAUGAAGGUUGUGGUGUCGUGCAUAAACUUCAUCAGAGCAAAGGGACUUAAACACAGGCAGUUCCAUGAAUUCCUGUCUGAACUGGAGUCUACGCACGGAGAUGUGCUGUACUACACAGAGGUCCGAUGGCUGAGCCAGGGCAGAGUUUUGAGGCGUUUUUACGAGCUGCUACCCGAAAUUAACGCAUUUCUUCAUUUAAAAGACAAAACGGUCCCAGAGCUGAUCGACCCAGAAUGGAAAUGGCACCUCGCAUUUUUAACAGACGUGACAGAAAUACUUAACAGCCUUAACUUGCAGCUACAAGGCGAGGGGAAACUCAUUUGCGACAUGUAUUCACACAUAAAAGCAUUUGAGGUGAAAUUAGCGCUGCUUUUGGAACAAGUGAAAAGCGCAACUUCGUCCAUCUUCCUGCUACCCAAAACCUGUCGACAGAGAACCCAGCGGUCCCGUUCCCAGCUGAAAAGUGCGUGGAAGCACUGGAAAUGCUGAAGGCGGAGUUCGGUGUGCGAUUCAGUGAACUACAUGUUCAUGCAAAAGAAAUCCGUCUUUUUCAGAACCCCUUUGUUGCCGACAUUGAUGAAGCCCAGCCUUCAUAUCAGUUUGAGUUGGCUGAGUUACAGAACUGUGAUGUUCUGAAAGACUCAUUCAAGCCCAACAGUCUCAUUGACUUCUAUGCCGCCCUCCCAAACGACACAUAUCCAAACAUCAAAAAACACGCAAUGAAAAUGUCCACAGUUUUUGGCAGCACGUAUAUCUGCGAGAAAACCUUUUCUCGCAUGAAACUGCUGAAAACCCGAUGAGAUCAAGAUUGACAGAUGAACAUUUGCAUCAGUGCUUGAGACUGGCUGUAACUAGAAUGGAACCUGAUAUUCAACUUCUCACCAGCCAGAUGCAGGCCCACAGUUCACACUGAUGAACAUACAUAGGGAAGUUGAUGAGAGAGAGCUGCAAACAGCGGUGUCUACAAGCCUACUGGAACCUACAAAAGGAUUAUAAGGAAGGAACACAAGAACUUUAAGAGACUGCUCAUAUGUGUCAGAGAGAUUCUGCUCUGACAACUGAGCUGAACUUUUAUCUGUUAAGAUUGUGCAUGGCACGACAGAAAGUUAAUGUUCCAUGGCUUUUUUUUCUAUGAAGAACCCAGAGAGA